Molecule: messenger RNA, 2749 nt
Organism: Seminavis robusta
Lineage: Eukaryota; Bacillariophyta; Bacillariophyceae; Naviculales; Naviculaceae
Source: the annotation of a GenBank genome assembly
CACUAAACACUAAACCCCCCUUACACCAAUGCACUUUUGGGGUCCGACCAGACGCGACUCUACUCAUUCGUGCGACAAAUGACUGUGAAAGCCAAAUUUUCGCAAGGUGAAGAACGGAAGCAUAUUUGCAGCAACGGGAAGUUGCUCUUGCCAGACUGAAGGUACCUGUAUCAUAUUGAUAGCAAUGAUAGCAUUGAUAGCAUCUUUACCUUAAGAUAAGUCGACCAUGUACAGCUCUGACCGAGAAGCCCGCAAGGCGCAGUUGGCAGCCAGCAGGGAAGUUGCUUCAGUGGCCAUGCUCAGCAUGAGCAAUAGUGAGCUCCAGUUGGAUCAAGCCCCGCCAGUGGACUCGCAAGAUCUUAUGACGGCCGUGGAAGCUGCAAGAAAGAAACAAAGGCAGCAAAGUCAAGCUGAUGCAGCUGAUGCACCUGAUGCAGCUGAUGACAGUAAUAGUACUAGUGAAGCAGAAGAAGCAGCAACUGAGCAGGAUGAAGCAGAGGAAGAUUAUGAUAGUGCUAGUGAAGCAGAAGAUCAGGAUACUGCUUCAGGUUCAGGUUCAGAACAAAUGCAGGUACAGGUAAAAGAGGAGGAAGAGGAUGAAGAGGAAAUACUAGCACCUGAAGGUACUGCAGUACCUGAAUCACAGGAACUCCCACAAGAUCAAGAUCAAGACCAAGACGAGUCAGAGUUUCAUGUACAUGUAGAAAGUGAGAAGUUUGAAGAGGAAUACAGACGUGAACAAGAGGUUGAAGAGGUUGAAGAGGUUGAAGACUUAGAAGCCCCUCUCAUGGACGAGGAGGAAGACGAAGAAGACGAGGAACCUGAAAAGGACAACUUGGCACAUCAGAAGCGUUGUUGCAUCAUUUUUGCUGCUGCCAUAGUUCUCGUGUCAAUCAUGUGGACUGGAGCUGCUAUUACUGGCAUUGUUUGUGGUGCUGUUACCAGUUGCAAAAAGGAAAAUGAGCAACCAGACACAACACCUCCUGUUGGCAGCGUCACAAGAACUAAGCCUCCCACUGCUGCUCCUGUUGACAUGACCAAUGAUACCAGUACCACAAGUGCAAACAUUUUUGACAACAACAACUCCAAUACCGGUACUAGUCCACCACAGGCCAACCAGACUAACGACCCAUCCAUAACACCGGUCUCACAACCAAACGCUACAGAACAAUUACUGCCCACUGUCAACUACACAAAAGUACCAAUCCCACUGGGAGAGUCGGGAGCCAAUAUUACACUCCCAGAGUUCAGCAGCGAGGCAACUCAGGAAGCAACGUCUCCAAAGCCACAGGCAUUGCAAUGGAUGGCCUCGAGCUACAGCAGUGAGGAUUUAUUGGCCAUGGAGGACUGGGAAAAAGAGCAGAAAUUUGCACUGGCAUCGAUAUACUAUUCGUUUCAAAAAGGAGGCUCUGUUGACGACACCGGCGCAGACCCAACUACUCGCCAGCAGCCACGACAAGGUGACAAUCUGCAACAGGAACAACAGCAACAGAGUUGGCUCAAUGCCUCUCAGUCCGAAUGCGAUUGGACACCCUCGUCUGACGAUGACAAUAAUAACGACGAGAGAGCCAUCCAGUGCACACCAGAUGGACGAGUCAUGGCACUUCGUUUCACGGCAACCACCGUGUCGGGACUUUUGCAGGACGGUGGUGGUGGUGGUGGUGGUGGUGAGAUUCCUCGAGAAAUUCAGCUGCUUUCGUCUCUAAAGGAACUGGUCGUGUCCAAUACGAGCAUCUACGGGUCGCUGGAAGACUGGUUACUUCCCAAUGUUCUGGACGACAAUGACAACCGUUUUGGAAGCGAGUUGUUGAGUCUAAACUUGUCCAACAGCAUGUUCGCUGGCACUAUUCCACCUACCCUGGCAGAGGUUUUUUCCAAAUUGACAUCGCUGGAUCUGGCAGCUGGCAAUUUUGUGGGUGUCAUUCCAAGCCAUCUGGGCUUACUGACGGAUCUGCACCGGCUGCGGUUGAAUAAGAAUAUCCUCGAAGGUCGCAUCCCCGAGGAAUUGUAUCGAAUCACAAAGCUUCAAGUACUACAACUUGACAGCAACUAUCUCUCCGGCACAAUAUCGACUGCCAUUGGGAAUCUGGUAUCCUUGACGGAUGUUCGGUUGAGUGAGAACUCGAUCACUGGACCAAUUCCAGGAUCGUUUUCGCAACUGACAAGUCUGGUCAACAUGGUCUUGAACACCAACUACAUGAACGAAACUCUGCCAGCGAGCAUUUUUGCGGAUUUCGUGCAACUGGAGCGUUUGGACGUCUCCCGCAACUUUUUGGCGGGCAAUGUCCCUGAAUCCUUGUUUGGCAUUCCCUCGCUGAAGCAUGUCAUCUUAUCCAACAAUUCCUUCAUUGGUCCCCUUCCCACGAACUUUUUUACUGCACCAUUGCUGGAGAACCUUUGGAUAGACGGCAACUUUUUGAGCGGAAUUAUUCCCGACGUGCAACCAGGAAUUUUGUCUGUUUUGCAUAGUUUGUUGAUGCACAACAACCUGUUGACCGGGAGCAUGCCCGAGCGCAUUUGCGAGCUUCGUUCUCAAGAGUCUGCAUCUAGUAAAUUGGAGGAUGUGUGGUCCGACUGUGGCGGAACUGGUGAAGCGAGAGUUGAGUGUGUCUUUCCCUAUUGCUGCAAUCGUUGCUAUUCAAAUACGAGUUGGCGUUGUCGUCGUCGUCGUCGUCACCGACGAACGAAACAAGUAGUUAAAAGGUAAAGUAGCGCUUCUAAAGACGUACGGUAGCGGUAUCCACUUUUG